AGGGGGUUUUCUUUAAUGCCAGCAAAGAGCAGCAAAGAGUACCAAAUAAAACACAGACAAUCCGUUUCCAAUGUAAUGUAGCUUCAAAAUUGAAUUCAUGUAUGCGUAUACGGCUGAUAAAAGUUUUACAUAUAGUUCCUCCAAAUUCCAUUAAGCAAAUAAAAAAUUAUUUUAAUAUUUAACAAGACUACCGCAUUCACAUUAAGACACAAUGAACAACAACUGUAUUGAGAAAAGAAGAUGCACAUAAAGCUCAUAAGACACGAUAUACGUGCAUGUUAAAAUUUAAAAAAUAAAUAUAAAUAAUUAAAAUAAAUUAUAUAGGAAAAAAUUAAAGUGUUCAAAUUAUAUUAGCAAAAUAUAUACGAAAUAAUGUAAGAACCAGGCUAUAGAAAAAUAUUAAAAUGGAAUCAAUAAUUUUUACAACAUUUGAGAUGGGAUCAUAAGAUGUUGUUUUUUAGUACAAGAAAAUACCUUUACGUACCAAAAUCCUGCUUGUAUGGAUUCAUUUCAAUCAAAAGAAAUUAUUACAUCCAGACUGCUUCAUAAUUUUACAACUACGUUGAUAGAUCAAAUAAGACUUUUUGAUGAGAGUUCCUUGUUUUCAUCUAGUACAACCACACAAAAUAAAAGUUAUUUAGAUGAGUUGCCAAAGUUUACUGAAACGGAUUUAAAUAAUAAUUUUAGCAAUAAUUAUAAUAAUAACGUUGAUGUAAACUAUACAAUAUUAACAACGGAAUCCGAUCAAACUGACGAAACUAAUCUCUCUCCUUUUCAAACCGUAACUGUUAGUAUUAUUUUAUUGUUAAUUAUUUUAGGCACGGUUAUUGGUAAUGUACUUGUAUGUGUGGCUGUAUGUCUUGUUAGAAAAUUAAGAAGACCGUGCAAUUAUCUUUUAGUAUCUUUAGCUGUAUCAGAUUUAUGUGUUGCUGUUCUAGUUAUGCCAACUGCUCUUCUAUAUGAAGUUCUUAGAAAAUGGAAUUUCGGACAAUUAUUUUGUGAUAUUUGGGUUUCAUUUGAUGUUUUAUGUUGUACAGCUUCAAUAUUAAAUUUAUGUGCUAUAUCAGUUGAUCGAUAUUGGGCAAUUACAAAACCAUUGGAAUAUGGUGUUAAAAGAACACCAAGACGUAUGAUGAUAUGUGUUGGUUUAGUAUGGUUAGCAGCUGCAUGUAUAUCAUUACCACCAUUAUUAAUACUUGGAAAUGAACAUGUUGGUGAAAAUGGUGAACCAAUAUGUACUGUUUGUCAAAAUUUUGGUUAUCAAAUAUAUGCAACAUUAGGUUCAUUUUAUAUACCAUUAACAGUUAUGUUAUUUGUAUACUAUCAAAUAUUUAAGGCAGCUAGAAGAAUUGUUAUGGAAGAAAAAAGAGCUCAAACACGUUUAGAAAAUGCAUUAAAUGGUACAACAGCUGAAAAAGUAGAAAUAAAUGAAAAUAUAAGAUGUGGAGAUAAUUAUCGUAAUACAUCAACAACAACAACAACAACAACAAAUAUUACACAACCAUCACAAAUAGGUAAUUCUGGUAGUGGAGCAGCUAAUUUAUUAAGUUCACCACAUCAAAAAAAAUUAAGGUUUCAAUUAGCUAAAGAAAGGAAAGCAUCAACAACCUUAGGUAUUAUAAUGUCAGCAUUUACGGUUUGCUGGCUACCAUUUUUUAUAUUAGCUCUAAUAAGACCAUUUGUCGAAAGAGAAAAUUAUCAUGUUCCAGAAGCUUUAUCAUCAUUAUUUUUAUGGUUGGGUUAUGCUAAUUCUCUAUUAAAUCCAAUCAUAUAUGCAACAUUAAAUAGAGAUUUCCGUAAACCGUUCCAAGAGAUAUUAUACUUCCGUUGUUCAAAUUUAAAUAUUAUGAUGAGAGAAGAUUUUUAUCAUAGUCAAUAUGGUGAGCCACCAUCACAACGUGUUGUUUUGGGAGCAGAAGGUCAAGGAGCACGGGAAAGUUUUCUUUGAAUAUAGUAAUAAUAUUUAAUAAAAAAAAAAAAAUACUAGUAUAAAUAUAUAUGUAUAACAUUAUAAAUAUGUAUAAACUAAAAUAUAGCAUAAUAUAAAUUUAUUUAUAAACAUAUAUAUAUAUAUAUAUAUACCUACUACUUGCAUAUAUAUAUAUACAUGUAUAAUUAUAUAGAUAUUAUUGUAGACAAGAAAAUAAAAAAUAAUUAUUUUUAAAAAGAAAAAAAAAAAACAAAAAUCUGCAUGUAACAAUAGUUAAGGAUAUUAGAAGAAAAAAAAGAACAAAAAUAAAACUUACAAAAUAACUAGAUGAUAUUAAAGGAUUAAAAGAAAAACCAAAUGUCUUUUUUAUAAAAACAAAACAUACUUACAUACUUGCUUUAUAAUUAAAAUUUUAUUUUAAAUAUGUAAAAGAAAAUGAAAGUUUCUUACACAUACGCACGUAUGUAUACGAUGACUUUCACCAAAAACUUAGAGCCUAGUAUUAAAAAUACAGACUUACAUAUUAAUAGCUAUGUAUUCAAUAAGUCACAAAAUUAAAUUUAGUUUACCAUAAAUUCAAAA
Condylostylus longicornis is the source of this 2512-nucleotide messenger RNA. Its product is annotated as 5-hydroxytryptamine receptor 1-like. The transcript is spliced from 2 exons. Bases 500 to 1948 code for a protein of 482 amino acids. Gene Ontology annotation, molecular function: G protein-coupled amine receptor activity. The record is from RefSeq and is a predicted model, not a curated record. Gene Ontology annotation, biological process: adenylate cyclase-activating adrenergic receptor signaling pathway. Lineage: Eukaryota; Metazoa; Arthropoda; Insecta; Diptera; Dolichopodidae. Gene Ontology annotation, cellular component: membrane.